GCCCCUUUCUUUUUUCGGGUCGGGAGACGCUGCCUGCUGCGGUCGCCGGAGAGGCGCGGGUGGCGCGGCCAAGUGCGGGAGCCCCUCCAGGCGCGCCGGGAGCCAGACGGGGGAGCGCAGCGGGCGACCUGCACCGGGGAGGCUCGGUAGAAGAGCGGUUCAGACGAGCCUCCGGACACGGAUCGAGCCUGCGGGGCAGGAGCCGCCGCUGAAGCCGCGCGGGGAGCAGCCGGGCAGGGAACAGAGCCGCGUCCGGCUGCUGCUGCGGAGAGGCUCGGCCCGUUCCCCCCAAGGAAACUUUUCCGGGACAGCCGAACCCGGGGGCGCGCGGCGGACUCGGCGGCCCCGGCAGGUCCUGGCGUCGGGGCUGAGCCCGGGAGGAGCCGGAGAGCCCCGAAGGCGGAGGAGAGCCCCGAAGGCGCGCUCGGCUCCCCGCCCCCCCCCCCCCCAAAGGUCAGCCGCCUUCCCGCUCCCCGGAGCGCACAGCCGUCCCAGCCGCCGCCGGGGGAGCCCUUGGCGGGGCGCCGAUGCCCGUGGAGCCGUGACGCUGCUGCUGCCGCCGCCGCCGCCGCUCGCCUCCGCGCUGCCCGUCGAGGGCGCCCCGCCGAGCCGGAUGAUGGGCCGGGGGGGCCGGUCGUGCCGCGGCUGGGGCCUGGCGGCGCUCUUGCUGGGCGCCCUCCUGGGGGGCUGCGGGGCCCAGGCGCCCCAGGGCGAGAAGGGCAUCUCGGUGCCGGACCACGGCUUCUGCCAGCCCAUCUCCAUCCCGCUGUGCACGGACAUCGCCUACAACCAGACCAUCCUGCCCAACCUGCUGGGCCACACCAACCAGGAGGACGCCGGCCUGGAGGUGCACCAGUUCUACCCGCUGGUGAAGGUGCAGUGCUCGCCGGAGCUGCGCUUCUUCCUCUGCUCCAUGUACGCGCCCGUCUGCACCGUCCUGGAGCAGGCCAUCCCGCCCUGCCGCUCCCUCUGCGAGCGGGCCCGCCAGGGCUGCGAGGCCCUCAUGAACAAGUUUGGCUUCCAGUGGCCCGAGCGGCUCCGCUGCGAGAACUUCCCCGUCCACGGCGCCGGCGAGAUCUGCGUGGGCCAGAACACCUCGGACACGUCUGGCGGGGGCGGCGGGGGGAGCACAGGGGGCCCCGGGGGGGCCACGGCCUACCCCACCCCAUACCUGCCGCACCCCCGGGCCCACCCUCUGCCUGCCGCCGGCUACACCUUCUCCUGCCCCCGCCAGCUUAAAGUGCCCCCUUACCUGGGCUACCGCUUCUUGGGUGAGAAGGACUGUGGGGCCCCCUGCGAGCCGGAGCUGCCCAACGGGUUGAUGUACUUCAAGGAGGCGGAGGUCCGCUUCGCCCGCCUCCUGGUGGGCAUCUGGUCUGUCCUGUGUUGCGCCUCCACCCUCUUCACCGUCUUGACUUACCUGGUGGACAUGAGGCGCUUCAGCUACCCGGAGAGGCCCAUCAUCUUCCUCUCCGGGUGCUACUUCAUGGUGGCCGUGGCCUACGUGGCGGGCUUCUUGCUGGAGGACAAGGUGGUGUGUGUGGAGCGCUUCUCCGAGGAGGGCUACCGCACCGUGGUGCAGGGCACCAAGAAGGAAGGCUGCACCAUCCUCUUCAUGAUCCUCUACUUCUUUGGCAUGGCCAGCUCCAUCUGGUGGGUCAUCCUCUCUCUCACGUGGUUCUUGGCCGCGGGCAUGAAGUGGGGCCAUGAGGCCAUUGAGGCCAACUCUCAGUACUUCCACCUGGCUGCCUGGGCGGUGCCUGCGGUCAAGACCAUCACUAUCCUGGCCAUGGGGCAGGUGGACGGGGACGUGCUUAGUGGCGUGUGCUACGUGGGCAUCUACAGCGUGGACGCCCUGAGGGGUUUCGUCCUGGCCCCCCUCUUUGUCUACCUCUUCAUCGGCACCUCCUUCCUGCUGGCUGGCUUCGUGUCCCUCUUCCGCAUCAGGACCAUCAUGAAGCACGACGGCACCAAGACGGAGAAGCUGGAGAAGCUCAUGGUGAGGAUCGGGGUCUUCAGCGUCCUCUACACGGUGCCUGCCACCAUCGUGCUGGCCUGCUACUUCUACGAGCAGGCCUUCCGGGACACGUGGGAGAAAACGUGGCUCCUCCAGACCUGCAAGAGCUAUGCCAUCACUUGCCCCACCAACUUUGCCCCCAUGAGCCCUGAUUUCACGGUGUUCGUCAUCAAGUACCUCAUGACCAUGAUUGUAGGCAUCACCACGGGCUUCUGGAUUUGGACUGGCAAGACGCUCCAGUCGUGGCGGCGCUUUUACCACAGACUCAGCACGGGCAGCAAAGGGGAGACGGUGGUAUGAGGGUCUCCUCCAGCCCCCUUUCUCGAGGCUGCUCCUGGUUUCCUGUGAGGGAGACGUGAGAAGGAAAAUGGGGUGGAAUGGGUGGAGGGUGGCCUCCAAAAUCUGCCUUGUGCUUAACCAACAGAAAAAUUAUAUGUGCAAAGAACCUCCCGACUUGGUUUUCCGAGUUGGAAGCGCACAGAAUUAAGUGUCCUUCUUAAGACUGCUUUUGGAAACAGACAGUACAUUUUUCACCCUGUGAGAAUCUUUCUUCCUUUAUUUUUUUUUGGGGGGGGGGGCGGGGGGAUGCCUUUUUGUUCUUUCAAUAUAAGUUCCAUAGUAUGGUCAAAGGGAAAUGCUGGAAUUAUUGUACCCUGAAUGUGAGUUAGAGGGAGGGGCGGGCAGGAGAGAGAAAGCUGUGUGUACAUCUUACAAAAAGUGGCCACAUUCGCCCUGUUGGAUCGUAACCCAGACAGGGGAAGGUUCCUUAAAUCCUAAUUCAUUCUCUGUCAAGCGUCAAUCAUAGACAAGUAUGGAGUCUGUUUUUCUUUCCUGUGUUUACUCUGCAACUCCUGACUCAACCCUGUUGGGGCUUCCUGUGUAUUUGGGUCCUAAUCCUGUUCACACUGUCCUGAGAGUAAAUCGCUCUGAUCUCAGUGGGACUUAACUUCUGAGCGAACGGGCGCAGGCUUGGGUGGUAGGGAGGAAAAACAAAAAACUUUUUUUUUCCACUUCAGUUUUGAAAGUUUUCUUUCCAGUGGAAUCCUCCUUUGGCAAAAAAGUGGUUUGCUGAGGUUUCGGGGAGGGGCCGGGAAGGAGGGAAAGUGGAGCUGUAUACGGGGCUGUAAGAAGAAAUGACAUGUUGAGAAUGUUGUGUUUUUUUGCUCGCUGGCCUUUUGUUAGCAGAGACAAAGGGAGAACCGGAGUGUGUGUGUGUGUGUGUGUGUGUUUCUCUUACCCUUUGCAGUAAAGCGUAAGCGCAGGAUCAACUUUAAUGGCGAACUAACAAAAGAAUUUGGCGAGGCUGAGCUAUGGAUGCAGCCCAGCUCUAGCAGUUCCACAUUCCUUUGGAAUACUGGAGGGGGGAAAGGAAGCAUUGAGGAGGGUUGCUGUCUUAACUGAAGGAAAUCCAACCCCCCCUCCUCCCCCUUUAAAAACACUCCUUUAAUUCAGAACACCUGACCAAACAGCCCACAUAGAAAUCUGUAAAACAAGCAUGGAUAAAUAUCUCCUUUCUUUUCCACAAACCUCCAUUUUCCCUGUUAAUUAUAUCUUACCCUUUGAUACAGGAAAAGACGGAUUAGAUAUCUGGCAACAAAACAGAUAUCUGGCAGUGUAGACCUCGGUCGCAGUCCUGUGCUCCAUUGAUGUGCUUGGGAAAUCCUCCGGGGUUUGUGUGCUUAAGGCUGUUCUAAACUGUGGCUGUGCUGCAGAAGUCAGGUCUCUUGGGAGCAAAUUGGCUGCAUAUUUUUGGCAUUGUGGGCUCAGUGUGUUAGCAUAAAAGGACUUGGGAGAUCUCCAUUUCUACACCUGUCUGAGGAGGGGAGCUAUGACUCUCGAAAGCUUAUAUCCCAAAACUCCUGUUGGUCUCUUAAGGCGCUGCUGGAAUCUAACAAUUAAGGCUGUCAUCUUAUGCACACUUGCUUGGAAAUAAGUCCUAUGGGAUCAGGCAGUAUAGCUUAAGACUAGAUGUGCAUAAGGUUGGGUUGUGUGUCCCACUGUGUGACACCAGUCAUGACUAAUUUAAAUCCCGUUGAUUCACAUGACCACAAAUAAUUUGGGGGGAGGUUGUGCAUUUCUUUAAAAAAAAUCAGUGUUCUGUUGAAAAAACAAACACUUGAUGAUCUCAUAAUCUUGUCCCUCCAAAAUAAAAACGCAAACCCAUUUUGAAUACGUAUCAUUUAAGCGUGACAUUUCCCGAAUGAGGACCACUGAUUAAAAGCAAUUAAUUUAAAGAAUGAUUUAAGAGACUAGGCGAAGAGUUAUAUUGACCUUUGAAAGAGGGAUAUGAAAUGCACUUGAAGGAAAAAUUAGACCCCCCCCCCCAGUUUUUGAUUGGUUAUUGUCAACUUAGGGGUUUUGGCUCCCCCCCUCCCCCCCAAAAAACUAAUUGGAGAACGGUACAUUUAGCAAGCCUUGCUUGAAUUCCCCCUUCACUCACAAAGACACUUUCCUCUUUAAUGAAUGGAAAUCAAAUUCUUAUUUUUACAAAACCUCUUUAGAAAGGAGAAUUAGUAAGGGAGUGGGAAGCCAUCAAAUUAGUCUUCUGUUGGGAUGCAUGCAUUUGGGAAUGAAGCGGUGAAAGAAAUAACCCACUAUAAUUUUACAGUAUAAUUGAUUUCUGGCGUUCAGUGAUCCCAGUACUCCUCCCCCACUUUUUUUAAGUAUGCACAAGACAAGCUGAAAGUGCAGUCUGUAUAUUUUGUAAAUCUGACAUUUUGUAAGAAAAUAUAUAUGUAUUUAUGUUUUUACUUGCUUUUUUUGUUUUGUUUUCAAAGGUCUGUGGAAGACCCAUUUCAUUAUAUGUACAGAACCCAAAAUAAAUGGAUUUUUAAUA
Molecule: messenger RNA, 4853 nt
Organism: Sphaerodactylus townsendi
Lineage: Eukaryota; Metazoa; Chordata; Lepidosauria; Squamata; Sphaerodactylidae
Gene: FZD7
Product: frizzled class receptor 7
Exons: 1
Coding region: 614-2317 (567 amino acids)
Biological process (GO): non-canonical Wnt signaling pathway; canonical Wnt signaling pathway
Cellular component (GO): plasma membrane
Molecular function (GO): Wnt-protein binding; Wnt receptor activity
Source: RefSeq, a predicted model, not a curated record